Messenger RNA from Aspergillus tubingensis, 1503 nucleotides. RefSeq names its product HMG box protein. The record is from RefSeq and is a predicted model, not a curated record. Gene Ontology annotation, biological process: regulation of transcription by RNA polymerase II. The transcript is spliced from 3 exons. Gene Ontology annotation, molecular function: DNA-binding transcription factor activity, RNA polymerase II-specific; RNA polymerase II cis-regulatory region sequence-specific DNA binding. NCBI's taxonomy places the organism in Eukaryota, Fungi, Ascomycota, Eurotiomycetes, Eurotiales, Aspergillaceae. Bases 1 to 1503 code for a protein of 500 amino acids. Gene Ontology annotation, cellular component: nucleus.
AUGGCAACUGUCGCUACGGCGAGAAUGAUCCGCGGUCAACCGCCUUCCCCGCCUCAUUCUACUGAUGGAGACCCUGCACCAGAAGCCCAUCGAACCUCCUGUGGCACGCUCCAGCAAGCUUAUAGCCAUCACGACCCUUAUGGUUCUAUGUUACAUGGAAAUCGUGCGUCUGGUGAUAUUUACGAACACAGACCACACUCUCUAGAGUACACUCCUCCUUCAUCGCAGUACGUCUCUUCCGGGGACUAUCCUCGAUCACUGUCAAUGCAAGCCCCGAUGGCAACAAAUGGCCUUCAGGUUAACACACCUCCCCCUGCUGCAGACGAGGGCCUAGUUUCUGAAUCGGUACCACGAUGGAGCUCGCCGCCGUCCCAGAGACAGGUGACGAGGGCAAGGGUGGCCAGGUCGCCUAGAGUGCGUCGCAGGAAUAGAAAUAGAAAGGACACAAGAGUCGAGCUCGAAGGCCCUCUGAGUGAAGUGACCAAGCAUUUGACAAACAUCCCUAUUCGAGACAUGGAACGCUGGGUGAAUCGGUCAAUAGAGGUUCGUCACCAAGAGGUAGCCAAGAGGAACGGAAAGGUUGCCAGGCCCAUGAACUCUUUCAUGCUUUAUCGAUCGGCAUAUGCCGACCGGACAAAGCAAUGGUUUGCGCAGAACAAUCAUCAAGUGGUUUCCGAAGCAGCGGGUGACAGCUGGAGGCUUGAAUCUCCAGAAAUCCGCCAGAAGUACGAGCUUCUAGCCAAUAUCGAGAAGAGUAACCACCUCAAGGCGCAUCCUGGUUACAAGUUCUCGCCGUCGAAAGAUAAGAAGAAACGAGCUGGGAGCGAAGAUGAGCGUCCCCUGGCCAGCACCCCUGGAUCCACUUCAGCUUUUCUUCAAAACCGUGCCGCGAGCUCUUCAGAAAUUGAUAGUAGUGGCUGGGAAAGUCGGGACUCGACCCCAUUUGACUUUGCUGACCAUGGUUUACAUCUACCUGGGGAUACCUACCUAUCUUCAUCUGCCUGGCAUGCAGCCAACCAUGGGCGGCCGCACCCUGGCAUGAUUCCCUCCUCUGAGCCGUCUCACUACCUCCACCAGACAAUUCAUGCAGGGCUUAUCCCUCACGUAGAGGAUGUCCGAUUCAAGAAGACUGGCUUGCAUGGGAUUCAAUAUGCUACGUCCUCGUCCACUCCACUGGCUGCUCUACCCGGCGCCACACAUCAUGACCUUCUUCAACCGUCCACCUCGUUGCCCGGUGAUGGACAACUGGAUCCCCAGCUCCUGACCCUGCAGACCGAACUCCAGAGCCCGAACCAGCUCUUUGGCAGCUCUCACAAUAUGUGGCAAGACUCUUCCAACGUCAACUGCUACACCUCUCCCUCGUCUUCCUUGGCACCUUAUUCAAUCCCUUAUACCACGACGACCUACUCACAGGGAAUACACACCCUAGAAACCGACCCUGCUCUUGAUGGUACCGGUGGCGAUUUUGACACCUGGAUCAACCAGCAGGGCACGACAUACUAA